This is a messenger RNA of Labrus bergylta (ballan wrasse), 1363 nucleotides long. RefSeq lists its product as uncharacterized. NCBI's taxonomy places the organism in Eukaryota, Metazoa, Chordata, Actinopteri, Labriformes, Labridae. The record is from RefSeq and is a predicted model, not a curated record.
AUACCUUUGUUUUACUAGGUACUCCCAAACGAUAACAACACACUGCGUGAUUGUUUCUGACCGAAAGUAACAUGACAACACCCCACAUUGAGAACUUGCACAAUACCAUCGGUGUGACUGAUUUAAUUAAACAAAAAAGACGACUAAGCUGCUAAUAAACACAUUUACAGCUUAAACAUCCCUGUCGAUGCACGUAGUCAGCUAUAUUGGAUUUCCGUGUUACCAGCACCAGUCGGAAGUGUCAACUGGAACGCCCCCUGAAGUCGGAGCAGUUACUUCCGAGGUAAAUUGAACGUGGCAUUACUCGGAAAGUCGGAAGAAGAAGCGCACAACCGCGAGAUCAACAAUAUAAGUUUGCAGCACCGUGUAUCCGCAUACGUCUUGACCUGAACAUGAACUUGUCUGUGGAUCCCCAGAAGAACGUUUCAUUGCGAGAGUUCAGCACCAUUACAGACACAGACAACACAUAUCCAGUGCCCAGCCCAUCACCUGUGCCAGCAAAUAUGGGGUUCAGCAAGUACCAAACUUUGUUUCUUAUUGACCUGAUGCAGCAGCACCUCGAGACAUUAGUCGAUGGUCUCCCCAAAACCCUGAAUGACUUCAAUAAACGGCUAAAAUCUGAAAAGGUCAAUAAAAGGCAACUCUGGAAGGACACAGCAGACAAGUUGGGCAACCAUUUUAAACAGUUGUUCUGCCCGAAGAAGGUGGCCAGGAAAUGGAACACACUGGUUGAUGGUUACAAAAAAGUCAAGGAAGAUAACAGAAGUCCCGGGACGAGUGCUAUGCGUUUCCAGUUUUAUGCUGAAAUGGACGAGCUCAUGGGAGGGCAACACGGUGUGGUCUUCCCUGUUGUUGGGACAUCGGAUGGGCUAGAGGUGCGCGAACAAGAGGUCGUAGGACACUGCAGCAGUCUCACAGCCGGCGCUUCAUCCAGGAGGGUUAGAAAACUAAAAAGAGAAAACACACCGAGGCCUACUGCCACACCGACGCCUCCUCUCAAAAGAGGAAGGGUGGAUGACGACGUCUUGCAGUUCCUGCGAGACUCAGAGGUAGCCAGUCAGCAGCGCCAUGAGGAGACUCUCGCUCAACUCAAGUCUGCUCAGCAGGGCUUUGAGGCAAUAAUGACAAAGUUUUUAGAAAAGCUGUGAUCUGUUGCUUCUGAAAAUUUCAAUAUAUAUAUUUUUUUAAUGCAAUAUGUUACAUAACUAAGGUAGUUGCUGCACAAUUUUGAGUGUGCCUUGAAGUUUUUUUGUAUAUCGUUAUAACUUAAAAUAUUUGGCACAACUGUUAUUUCUUUGCAUAUUGCAUUAGAUUGUUUGUCUUUUGGUAAUAAAGGAUUGUUUGGAUAACACUUAAUAACUUA